CUGGAGUUGAUGACAUGCAACUAGAUCGAGAACAAGCUGCAGCCAUUCCUCCUCCUAACUCUGCAGCCUUAGAAGCAGAGAGAUCAGUGGAUCCUUCAGUUCAGAAGGAUUCAACUAUUCCUCGUGUGAUUCAGCCUGUUUUGAAUGAGACUUCAACACCAAAGUUUCAAGGUGUAGAUGUCCAUCCUGAACACCUCCCUAUUUUGCAAAAGAUUUGGAUGAAGCAUGGAGAUGUUCUUAAAGAAAGUAAAAUUCGUAGUUGCGACUUUAUAGCAACGACAUUGGCUUCUUUGGCAAAAUUGAUACUAAUUCUUCAAACAAACUCUGGAAAGACAUUGACUGAUAAUCAAGCUCAUUACUUGACUUCAGUACUGUCCGAUCUGCAGUCAGUGUGUGUUAAAGUGGAUUGGUUGGUUCCCUUUGUAGAGAAGGCUUUGGCAUUGCACAAAAGGAAGCUACUAGAUGCUGCUUUGGUGGAGCUUGAAAAGGCCAAAGCUAAGGUUGAAGAGAUGAACCGAAAGUUCCUCUUAGAGAUGAUGAAAAUGAAGCAAGGAUUCAGUUCAAAUAAGAAGCAGAUUGUUUCCAAGAGCAUAACGGCAUGCGUACCAAUAGAUCAAGAUAAAUGCCUUGGAGAGGGAUUGUUCUGAUUUCUUUGUAUUGUUGAAUCACUAAUUCUUAAUAUGCAAAAAAAAUCAUAAUGGGCGCUAAGACAUGAGCAUAUUAGUAGUGUUUCAUGUAUUGUUGACUUGUUUUUGGUUUGUGAAGACUGACAAAAGAAAGUAUUGAAACAAAU
Molecule: messenger RNA, 793 nt
Organism: Chenopodium quinoa (quinoa)
Lineage: Eukaryota; Viridiplantae; Streptophyta; Magnoliopsida; Caryophyllales; Amaranthaceae
Exons: 3
Coding region: 15-647 (210 amino acids)
Source: RefSeq, a predicted model, not a curated record